This is a messenger RNA of Knipowitschia caucasica, 3276 nucleotides long. NCBI's taxonomy places the organism in Eukaryota, Metazoa, Chordata, Actinopteri, Gobiiformes, Gobiidae. The record is from the annotation of a GenBank genome assembly.
AUGGCCUUCAGGAGAUCUCCCUCGUCUGGACUCUUGGAGUCUCGGACGAAUUGUUCAAGCUUCACCCGAGUCGCCACAGCACUGAGCGAGUCCUCUUCCAUUCACAGCGAUGGUCUGUUGCAUUUGGUCCGGGACUUCUCUGGACUGGGACUGGAGCCCAUGCCCUUCAGCGUUCUGGAGCCAACCUCACACACGGAGGAGCCAUGGAUGGAGGAAGCGCAGAGUCUUCUAGAUCCUAACAACAUGCAGGUCUCUCCCAGUGAAGAUAAGAUACCGGUGGUGGGUUCGCCCGAGAGCCUUGGCAACAGCAAGGAGGGUCUUUUCUUCUCGGAUGGCCAGCGUAAAGUGGACUAUGUUUUAGUUUUCCACCACAGGAGACACGGCUCCAUACGUGCAUCCACCUCUGCCACACACGAGCAGCUCUCCGUGGUCUCCAACGGGAACUUCCCCUCAUCCGUGGGCACAGACGGGGCGGAGAGGAGUGGCAGACGGGUGCCUGGGGGUCCUCCUGUCAGUGUGGGGGAGGUGCUGAUGGAGCUGGGGGCUGGAGGAGAGAGCCGUGAAAGUAUGGACCCCUUGGACCACGAAAUGAGGCAGAUCAGGCUGGAGUUUGAAGCGACGCUGAUGGAGGCGGGACUUGAGAUCGAGAGGGACAAAGAGGCCAAACCUCAUGGACCCAGCUUCACUCGGCUCCAUGCUCCAUGGCCAGUGCUGUGCAGGGAAGCGGAGUUCCUCAAAAUUAAAGUUCCAACAAAAACAAGCUAUGAACUGAAAGUUGAAAGUGGCUUCAGCACCAGUAUGAGCACCUUGUGGAGGAAACUUAACUAUCCAUUUCAACCCAAACUCCCACAACCGGACCAAGGCCGGACCAAGCUCCUGUCCCACUGCUUCUCCAGAGACAAACUGCACCUAUACAACAUCACAUCCAGAGACACGUUUUUUGACAAUUCCACAAGAGGCCGAAUAGUGUACGAGAUCCUUAGAAGAACGGUGUGUGUGCGAACCUGCCAGACUAUAGGCAUCAGUUCUCUGAUUGCUAAAGGCGUGUAUGAAGCUGCCUUCCCGCUUCAUGACGGCGAUUUCCGGAUUGUGGGUGAUCAUGAAGAGAGGAACGACAGACAGGUCCUGCAUGAAGAGUGGGCCCGCUACUCUGCCUUCUACAAGUACCAACCUAUCGAUCUGGUCAGGAAGUAUUUCGGGGAGAAGAUUGGCCUGUACUUUGCGUGGCUUGGCGUCUACACUCAGCUGUUGAUACCAGCCUCCAUUGUGGGAAUCAUCGUGUUUGGAUACGGAGUGGCCACACUGGACACAAACAUCCCCAGUUUGGAGAUGUGUGACGAGCGUCUGAACUUUACCAUGUGUCCUCUGUGUGACGGAGCGUGCGACUACUGGAGACUGAGCACCGCAUGUGGGACCGCCAGAGCCUCCCACCUGUUCGAUAAUCCGGCCACAGUCUUCUUUGCCAUCUUCAUGUCGCUGUGGGCCGUGCUGUUCCUUGAGCACUGGAAGAGACGACAGAUUAGUUUGAGCUUCAGCUGGGAUCUAACAGGGAUGGAAGAUGACGAGGAACAACCGCGGCCAAAAUAUGAAAACAUCGUGUUGCAGAAACAGCAGCGGAAACAAAGGAAAAAGAAGAAAAAGAACGAGCCAGAGAAGCAGGAGGAUGGGACAGUAACAGGGAAGGACAGGUGGAGACAGAAACUGCUGUCUGCCAUGUCUGCAGACAAAUCGUGUGUUGUGGAGAAACUGACCUGGAAAGAUCGUCUCCCUGGAUACUGCAUCAAUGUUUCAUCCAUCCUCUUUAUGUUUGGCCUGACGUUUUCUGCAGUUUUUGGCGUGAUCAUCUACAGAAUCACCGUGUCGGCUCUGAUGGCCAUGAGCUCAGACGCAGAGGUCAAGUCCAACAUGCGGGUCACCGUCACUGCCACGGCGGUCAUGAUAAACCUGGUGGUCAUCCUGGUCCUGGACGAGAUCUAUGGAGCAGUCGCAGUGUGGCUGACUGAUCUGGAAAUCCCCAAAACGGAGACAAACUACGAGGAGCGUCUCAUUCUCAAAGCCUUUCUUCUGAAGUUCAUGAACGCCUACGCUCCCAUCUUCUAUGUCGCGUUCUUCAAGGGCCGGUUUUCUGGUCGACCUGGAAGUUACGUCUAUGUUUUUAAUGAUUAUAGAAUGGAAGAGUGCGCCCCCGGUGGUUGCUUGAUUGAGUUGUGCCUCCAGCUCAGCAUAAUCAUGUUGGGGAAACAACUCAUUCAGAACAACAUUUUUGAGAUCGGCAUCCCGAAGCUGAAGAAGCUGGCACGGACACUGAAGAACAAAGGUAACAAGGUGGAGGAGAAGCUGGAGGAGAGGGCACCUCGACAGUGGACCCUGGAUUACGCCCUGGCCCCUUUCGAAGGGCUGACCCCUGAAUACAUGGAGAUGAUUAUCCAGUUUGGGUUUGUCUCCCUGUUCGUGGCCUCCUUCCCUCUGGCUCCUCUCUUCGCGCUGCUCAAUAACGUGAUUGAGAUUCGUCUCGAUGCAAAGAAGUUUGUGACUGAACUGCGGCGACCAGUGGCGGCGCGGGCCAAGGACAUUGGUGUUUGGUACAACAUCCUGAGUGGAAUGGGAAAGUUCUCUGUUAUCAUCAAUGCCUUUGUAAUAUCGUUCACAUCAGACUUCAUCCCGCGCCUGGUCUAUCAGUACAUCUACAGCCCCACUGGGACCAUGCACGGCUUCAUCGACCACACGCUGUCCUUCUUCAACGUGUCCAACUUCAAACCUGGGAGCUUUCCAGACAGCACCGAGCACGGGGACGUCUCUGUGUGCAGGUAUAAAGACUACAGAGAGCCUCCUUGGUCUCCGGAUGCAUAUCAGUUCUCCAAACAGUACUGGUGUGUGCUGGCCGCUAGACUGGCCUUCGUCAUCCUCUUUCAGAACCUGGUGAUGUUCCUGAGCCUGGUUGUUGCCUGGGUGAUCCCCGACGUCCCGAAGACCAUCGUGGAGCAACUGAAGCGCGAGAAGAAACUGCUGGUGGAUUUAUUUCUGCAGGAGGAGAAGGAGAAGUUCCAGCUGAUCCAGAGCUUAUUCACCAAGGACGGGGCCAACCUCCAGUCGUGCAGUGCCACUCUCCAGUCUGUACAGGGGCCAGCUCUCUUGGGCCGCUACAGCACCCUGCCCCCCAUCAACAGUCAGUCAGAGAGCUACCCCCGAGCACGGUGCAGGGCGGCCAGCUUCAGCCAGUUUAGCAGGAAGACGUCCAUUAAAGAGAAUGACAACUCUGUGCACACCGCGGUCUGA